Meira miltonrushii is the source of this 2142-nucleotide messenger RNA. RefSeq lists its product as uncharacterized. The coding region runs from base 1 to 2142 and encodes 713 amino acids. Gene Ontology annotation, biological process: nucleobase-containing compound metabolic process; establishment of sister chromatid cohesion. Gene Ontology annotation, cellular component: nucleus. Gene Ontology annotation, molecular function: ATP binding; hydrolase activity, acting on acid anhydrides, in phosphorus-containing anhydrides; DNA helicase activity. The transcript has 3 exons. NCBI's taxonomy places the organism in Eukaryota, Fungi, Basidiomycota, Exobasidiomycetes, Exobasidiales, Brachybasidiaceae. The record is from RefSeq and is a predicted model, not a curated record.
AUGUUAAGUCAAGCUGGAAGAAGCGAUGCUUUACAACGCAUACAGGCAUCACUAGGGAAGAAGUAUAGUGAGCAUGGAAACGUCCGACAAGAUUACUUGAGACGUAUUGCCGAUAAAUUUCAUCUUCCAGAUCGAAGAAUAGCUUAUAUAGCUCAAGCAGAAUUGAUGAUAGACAUCUUUGAAACAAUUGAAAAAGGCAAAAUAGGUGUUUUCGAAGUUCCAACCUCAGAAGAAGGAAUGCUAAGCCUGAUCUGCUCUCCCUGUCUUUGGUUCGAGGAACAUUUGAGGAUCAAGCCAGAGCUGAAUACCUCAAAAGAUCGAGCAGGAUUACGUGAAAUUCAGGUUGCUGUUCAACAAGGAGCACGACGUGAACAAAUUUCGGAAGCUAUCAUUGAUGGGGCAUAUGGACCACGUGUAAAUCGAUUCAACCCACCACCUCGAUUCAAUCCACGACCAGGUGUAAAACCAUUGGUCAAUGCAAAAGAAAAAGCAAGAUUGGUCGAUGAAGUUGGUUCGAACACCGAGAUACUUCCAAAAUUGAAACUCAUUUACGUUUGUCACUCACCUGAUCGACUUAAUCACUUUAUCGAAAACUUCAAUAAAACCGUUUACGCCAGAAAGAAAUUUACGAUUCAUGAAGUCAAAGAGGAUUUUCGCCUUCCUCUUGAUGAUGAUGAACAAGUACAAGUAAUCGUCAUGUAUUACGAAAAUCUUUUGGAUGCCGAGCUACUUGAAUUUUUCAAAAUUUCCUUUAGUGGCGCUAUAAUGAUUCUGGACGAGGCAUACAGUCUACCUGAAUUUCUAGCAAGCGAGAAAAGUGUCGUUCUGAUAAAGAAAAGGCUUGAAUACGCUAUAGGCAAAUUACAAAGAUAUCUUUUGACCCCUUCUCAUGGUUCCAAAACCGUUGAUCUGGAAUCGAGCAAGCUAUUAAGAGUGCUACAGGAUAUUGACGAUCAUUGUUCGAAGAUAAUAGAGAUAGUUUUUGAAUCCGACAGUAUACGAAGUAAGGAAUUUUUAAACUCAAUCGGUGGAUCUAUCGAACAAGAAGUAUUGCGUGAGCUAGAAAGCUGGUAUUAUCACAUCAUAUCGGAGUCAGUCCGAGACUUUGAAACACCGGAUCAAGGACAAGUCAGCAAAGACUCUAUCGAAACGAUUCUACCCUUAAUCAGAACAUUCUUAAAAAAUCUUAUUCAUCCGGCCUAUGAAGGUAUGAUUCACAUUCCGGAUCCAACAUAUAGAAGUGAGGCAGCAAAAAAUCAUUCAAAUGAGCAAGGUGAGAAGCAAUGGUCUUUUGAAUAUCAAUUACUCAACCUAGGAGCAGUUCUCGAAGGAAUUAUCGAAGAAGCCCGAUCAGUCAUUUUCUGUGGCGAUGUACUGGCUCCGAUGACGGAUUUAAAGCUACAGCUCUUUCCAUACAUGAAGUGUACCAAGUUUAAGGUCAAGAGUUAUCCGCCUUUCGUGUCCGAUAAGAACUUCAUGAUCGGCUCGGUGAAGAAUUAUUCUCACAACAUUCCGCUAAAGUACAUCUACAAAACUCGAGAAGAGGAACAAAAUAUGCGACAACUACUCAAGAUGAUUAUCGAACACUGCAAAGUGACUCCGGAUGGUGUAGUGGUCUUUGUUACUGCGCACGAUUAUCUCAAUUCUUUAAGAUCAUUUUGGUAUUCUGAUAAAGCUGAAGACUUGUUCACGCAGCUGGAGGAUACCAAAAAUGUCUUUUUUGAUUUUACGGAUGAAUUAGUGUCAGCAUCAGAGUUACAGAAAUAUAAAGAAGCUAUUCGAUUGCCAUCAAGAUCAAACACAAAGAAGGGAGUCAUAAUGUUUGCCGUAAUAAAUUCCCGGCUUUCAGAAGAGUUUGACUUCAGAAACAGACUAGCACGUACAGUGGUCUUUGUUGGAUUGCCAUUAGCAUAUGUGGGCGUUGAAAUGAAGGAAAAAACAAAGUAUAUCGAUAAAAAUUGGGGUUCAUCAAACGCAAAUGCUUUUUUCAAAAUCGAAGAAAGGUACCAGCCAAGGCCAAAGCCGGGUGAAGCAUAUUACAUCAAUCUGAGUACGAAAAGCAUUCAACGUAUAAUCAGCAGGGUAAAUGCUGAUCCAAACGACUAUACGGCUGUCCUUUUGCUCGAUGAACGAGCGUUAUAA